AUGAAUGCGCAUAUAAUGAAAAAAUGGCAACAGUUGAUCGGAUCGAAAGUUAUUGCCACAUUAUUGUGGGUGGGUGGAAGAAAUUAUUUUCGUCAUCCACCUGUGCUACUUGUUGCAAUACCAAUUGCCAAAACUGAUUUGAAUGUGGCAGGUGGUGUUGAAGUUGUUGAAGGUUGUGGUGCCAACAACAACAACAACAACAAAAACAACUACAAAAACAACAACUACAGCAGAAACAACAACCACAGCAGAAACAACAACUACAAAAACAACAACUACAGCAGAAACAACAACUACAACCAAACUACAGCCAAACAACAGCAGUUUUUUGAGUCUUCCAUAUUUUUUAAUCGCAGCAUUUUUGGAACGGAGAUGUUUUUUGGCGAGUGCGUUCAUGAUGAAGAUGAGGGAGAUGGUGAGGAAGAUGAAGAAGAUGUAGAAGGUGAGGAAGAUGGUGGAGAUGGAGAAGAUGAAGAUGAGGUAGAUGGUGAAGAAGAAGAUGAGGUAGAUGGUGAAGAUGAGGUAGAUAGUGAAGAUGAGGCAGAUGUGGCAGAUGGUGAAGAUGAGCCUGAACUUUUCCAUGAAAGUGACCACAACAACAACAACCACAACUACGACAACAACCACAACUACAACAACUACUACAACUACAACAACUACUACAACUACAACAACUACUACAACUACAACAACUACUACAACUGCAACGACAACACAACAACAGCUGCAACAACGACAACAAACAAACGAAAUGGAAUAAAAAAUAAUCAUUACCGUUAA
Molecule: messenger RNA, 780 nt
Organism: Helobdella robusta
Lineage: Eukaryota; Metazoa; Annelida; Clitellata; Rhynchobdellida; Glossiphoniidae
Exons: 5
Coding region: 1-780 (259 amino acids)
Source: RefSeq, a predicted model, not a curated record